AUGGAUUUUACUAAUAAUGAAUUAGAUUUUCGGCCGAUUGCUUCAACAUCUUCAGAGUCUAAAACGCGGUUUUCUCAUCUUUAUUCAGUUCAACUUAAACAACAUCAAUGCCCUAUUGUAUAUACAAAUGAAUACAAUAUUAGCUUUUUUGGAAUUGAGAGGUUACAUCCAUUUGAUUCAAAAAAGUGGGGAAGAGUUUUUCAAUUUCUUGUUGAGAGUGGACAAUUAAAGGAAGAAGCAAUUAUUAAACCUGAAGAAAUUAAAAAGAAAGAUUUAUUAUUUGUUCAUUCCCCAACUUAUUUAUGUUCUCUCAAUUCAACAAUUCGACUUGCUUUUAUUUUGGAAGUUUGUUUAGUUAUUCCUUUUCCUUCUUGUUUAGUUAAUAGAUUGGUAUUACGUGGUUCCAUUUUAGCUGCAAAAUUAGCACUUCAAUAUGGUUGGGCAAUUAAUAUUGGUGGCGGUUUUCACCAUGCUUGUAGUGAUACAGGAGGCGGUUUUUGUGUUUAUGCUGAUAUUACUUUAGCAAUUAAAAUUUUAUUUGAGGAUGGAUUGAUUAAAAAAGCAAUGAUUAUUGAUUUGGAUGCUCAUCAAGGUAAUGGACAUGAAAAUGAUUUUAUUAACGAUAAUCGUGUUUAUAUUAUGGAUUUUUACAAUGAACAAAUCUAUCCUAAAGAUGGACCUGCAAAAAAAAGUAUUUCAAGGGCAAUUCCUCUUCGAAUUGGAACGAGCGACGAGUAUUACCUUUCUCGAUUAGAAAGGGAAUUGAAUGAGGCAUUCUCUGAAUUUACUCCUCAUUUGGUUGUUUAUGUGGCUGGUACAGAUUCGCUUUCUGGUGAUCCUUUAGGGCUUUUGAGAAUUUCUUCUAAGGGAAUUAUUCGACGAGAUGAAUUAGUAUUUAAAGCAACUAAACAACGUGAAAUACCUAUUGUUAUGUUAACUAGUGGAGGUUAUUUACAACAAACAGCUAGGGUUAUUGCUGAUUCAAUAAUUAAUUUAAAUUCGCUUGGCCUUAUUGAACUUAAAUAA
Molecule: messenger RNA, 1026 nt
Organism: Meloidogyne enterolobii
Lineage: Eukaryota; Metazoa; Nematoda; Chromadorea; Rhabditida; Meloidogynidae
Source: the annotation of a GenBank genome assembly